AUGAUCAACUCGUUGGUGCGCGCACCAUGCGAUCUCAGCUUGCACUUGGUCAGCGAAGACAUCUUUAUCCACCCACCACCGCCUUCAGCAGGCGACAUACCGGGAGAUGACAAGACUCUGAAUGGCGUGGUGGAGCUCAGAUGCCCAGUGAGUGGCAGCUUGCGCGCCAAGCAAAUGUGCAGAGCGCGUUCGGCCGCAUAGCUGACUUGACCACACCACAUCACGCCCGCGCUCGCUGCUGCUGCGCGGCCAGUCGGAACGGACGAUUGACAAGCUCAAAGUGACGCUGCAAUCUCAGCAGACUUUGGCCAUUCCCGAAACGUUGACCACUUCUUUGGGCACUACCAUCAACACAACGAGGUACGAGGAAAAGACGUUGAUGGAAAAGGUUGUGGAGAUCACCUCGGAUGGUAGCGGUGGCUUGCAGCAUCACCACCAUCGAAAGAGAGCGCACAAGUUGAGCUUUGGCGCGGGUCAUGCCGCUGCCUCUGGAACGGGCUCGGGCUCGGGCGCUUCUAGUCCGAGCGUGGAACAUAGCGAGAGCGCCGCGAUGCAGUACCAGCAGGGUGGAGCAGCUGGGCCUACGUCCACGGAAGCUGCCGCCGCUGAGGAUGGCAUACAUCUAGAUAAGGGAGUGCACGGGUGAGUGAUCGAGCCGAGCGAGACAUCUCAAGGCGGUCACGAGCCGUCGCUAAGCGCUGACCACGUUUCGAGAAUUGCUACCUGUGCCUGGCCCCCAGCUUUGAGUUCUCUUUCAUCAUCCCUUCCACUUCUCCUCCAUUCGAGAGGCAUCGCAACGGCAGAGUGAGGUACAUGAUCACCGCGACCGCCUUUGGUGCAGGUCGUGGAAGAAGCGCGAUCAUCGCCUCUCGCGAAGUGUUUGUUAUGCUCCACGUCUCUACGGAUGGUGGACCCACUGCGCUGGAUGUGCAAUACCAUGAUGUGCACGAAGCGCUGGGUGCCAUGAGCAUCUCGCUAACGUCUGCAAGUCUCACAGUCGGAGGCACGGCGAAUCUCAGCGUCUACCAUCCCGACCCUCCGCCGGGUCUCAGCGUGCACGUCAUUCGGGUCUUUUUGGAACAGAAUGUGGAGGUAUUUUCAGAGGUCAGAAAGGGAUGGGUCAAGAUACCUACGGAAAAGUUUAGAUUGUGGGAGCGCGGGUACAUGCCGUACAAGGCGAAACAGAUCGACGCUUCCGUCACGCCGGAAGAUGCAUUUUGGAUCUCGGACUCGGAAGGUGGGCCUGGACAUAUUGGCAAAUCGGGGUCUCCAACCGUACCUGCCAACCAGGCAUCCUUCCUCCAGGAUCACGCGGGCAGCGGGUAUCGCGUCAAGUCGGUGAUUCGCCUGCCCGAUGACAACACGAUUCGCCCAUCCACUGUCAAGGGCUCCCGAGCUGAAAUUCGCGUGUCCCACGAUCUGGGUUGCGAAGUCUACUUCUCGCGGCUCAGCGUCAUCGACGAUCGCGAAAAUAGCGAAUCUUUGGGCAAACCCAAAGUGCAGGUGUUUAGCAUGCGUAGAGCGACCAUUGUGCCCAGCUGUUGCUGCACUUUCGACACGAUCCACUUGCCGCCUUACUCGCUAGAGAGCCCAGUCGGGAGCAGACCCGUUAGCCCUACGCUGAGUUUUGCUGCUGGGUCACCGGUCAACGGGCACUUGCCUCCUCCGCGGGCCAGUGCAAACUCCAAUUCGGCAGCCGCAUCGCAGCAUGGAGAACAUCAUACAGACCACGAACAUCGAAGACUUGCUCAGACUCUCCGAGCAGCUCUGCCAAACGCCAUGGGCCCUCAUCACGGCUCAUCUUUGGGCUCGUACCGCUCAGCGCCCUCUUCGAGACCCUCGUCGCGAGACGCCUCACCCACACGUCCGGUCUACUCGCGGCAGAGCAGUUUCAGCAACUUCUUGCACGGUCAUGGACGCAGGUCGCGCAACAGCAGUCCUGAGAGACGAUCUUCGGGCGAUGUAAAUGCCAGUGGCUUGAACUCUCCGCAGAACACCGCUCAGGCCAAUCACGACCAUGGCGCGCACAGAUCUCGUGGGAGAGCGGGAUUGUUGCAAGGUUUCACACCCGCUCAUCAAGCAGCGCCAUCCCAGAAUUACGCAGCAGCUUCUUCUUCUGGACAGUCUCAGCACAACGUCCAUGCCAAUGCGCACCCUACGUACGCUUCCACCUCCACUGCGCCUUCGUCGGGUACCACCACUCCCAGAUCCUUGCCCGCCUCCUAUCCCUGGGCUUCUUCCGGUCUACCUCCCCGCACUUCGUCCAGCCACAACACUUGCAAUUGCGGCAGGACGACGGCGGAAUUGGCAGAGGCGGAAGCUAGACUUUUGGAAGGUGUUCCCACUGCGCCUGGAAUGCCUUCUGAUCCCGAAGAAGGUGCGGUCCCGCCACCUUGGACACCUCCUUCUAGACCUGCUAGUCCGGCGGACAAUUUUCACAGAGCGCCGUUCGUCAUGCCAGGCAAUAGUCUGGAUCCCUCGCCUUUGGCCAGCCCGCCCAACGGCUUCACCCCACCCGGCACGACACCCUCGACGGAGAACAGACCUUCAAAGCUGGCUGCAGAACUCGCCGCCUCUUGA
Molecule: messenger RNA, 2580 nt
Organism: Ceraceosorus bombacis
Lineage: Eukaryota; Fungi; Basidiomycota; Exobasidiomycetes; Ceraceosorales; Ceraceosoraceae
Source: the annotation of a GenBank genome assembly